UUCUCCUCGUAGACCCACUUUCCUUCAAUCCAUCAGCUUUUCUUCUUUCAUCUCUGUUUCUGUGCCUCUCCCAUCACUUUCUCUUAUGGCAGCUUUUUCAUACCCUUUUCUUCUCGACUCCUUUUACUUCCCCACCAAACCUUCGUCCUUUAUCAUGGACGAUGGAAACCGCUUCAACUCCGACUCUUUCUCUCAAUUUGACUCACCUCGUCUCCUUUUCCGCCACGAGAGAAGCUGUGUUGUUUCUCAGAGUGAUAACGAGCCAUCGGUGGGUAAAAAACUGAGCACCAGCGGUGGCGGUUCCGCUGUAGUGGUUGGUAAGCUUGAAAACGGAGAGCAAGUCAUUCAGAAGGUGAGACUCGUCGGAAACAGGAAACGGAGGGCCAGAAAUGGGACAACCUUGAAUUCUGCUAAAUCGAAGGAUGCAAAAGGAGGAAAAAACAAGUGCAAUAAUAGCAUGGAAAUUGAAAAGAAAUCUCCUCAAGAUCCUCCAGCAGGUUUCAUUCAUGUAAAAGCAAGGAGGGGCCAAGCAACUGACAAUCACAGUCUAGCAGAAAGGGUAAGAAGAAAGAAGAUCAGUGAGAGGAUGAAGGUAUUGCAAUGUCUGGUUCCAGGGUGUGAAAAGGUAACAGGAAAGACACUUAUGUUGGAUGAAAUCAUCAACUAUGUUCAGUCCUUGCAAAAUCAAGUAGAGUUUCUGUCAAUGAAGCUUGCUUCUGUGAGUCCCAUGUUCCAUGACUUCGGACUGGACCUGGAAGCUUUAAAUGUGAAACCAGAGAGAGUGAACAGUGAAGUAUCAACAACAGCACUGCCAUGUCUGCAAGAAAGCAACCCCACUCAAGCAUCAGCUUUUGUCGAUUCAACAAUCGCCACCUUUGCCCCAUCUGAUGACUAUCCUCUUCUGGAUGUCUCACCGUCACCUGCUCUUUUACUUCACCAGGGCCAAGCCACCAUUGUCUUCUCUCACCCUCAGGAGUUGGAGGACCAAAGACAAAAAUUUCACAAUUCAUCUGGACUCAACGACAACUUGUGUUCUUUCUAUGAAGUAUUUAAUGCAGUGCGCUGCCCUACAAACAUCUGGUAUAGUACCACAAGCUUGCAGAGAGGAUGAAUCAAAACAAGGCUUAUCUUUUCAAUAAACUAAGCAGCAUAUCUG
This is a messenger RNA of Hibiscus syriacus, 1156 nucleotides long. Its product is annotated as transcription factor bHLH137-like. Bases 86 to 1111 code for a protein of 341 amino acids. NCBI's taxonomy places the organism in Eukaryota, Viridiplantae, Streptophyta, Magnoliopsida, Malvales, Malvaceae. The record is from RefSeq and is a predicted model, not a curated record. Gene Ontology annotation, biological process: regulation of DNA-templated transcription. Gene Ontology annotation, cellular component: nucleus. Gene Ontology annotation, molecular function: protein dimerization activity; DNA-binding transcription factor activity. The transcript has 8 exons.